AAGAUGAGGGGAGAGAAGGCAGAGGAAGGAGGAGGGGGGGGGGACAUUUCUUUGCCUAACGAGAUUUUUUUUUUAUAAAGAAGGAUAUCAUUUCUUUCACUCCGAUAGAAAAGUGAUAAACGCUUACUGGUAGGGCCUGUCGUAGCGCGGCGCUCACCCUGCAAGCUCACAUAACCUGGAGGGAAUGCGAAAGAUGUUGCUAGAACAAUUUUGAGCCGUGAUUCAGAUGUUAAAAUAGAGAAAGCUUCAGGGCAGAGUGUUCCCAGCGGUGCUGCACAGAACUUUCUCCUGUCAAACCGUAGCUCCACUAAAUGAGAGAUCUUGACAAGCCGACGUGUAUAAGGGCCUGGUGGAACUCAGGCAGAGAUGCCCAAAGGCGACUGCCCCUCAGCGGGCACCAACAGCGGGCAGAACCGCUACGAGACGCCCUCUUCCCUGGACCUCCAUAGACUGAUGUGGUUGAAGAGAGGCGCCAGAGCCCACUUGGAUGAAGUUGUGCCCAGGAUUUACAUUGGAGACAUGAUUGCAGCCAAGGACAAACGGCUACUGCAGGGCCACAACAUCUCCCAUGUGUUGAACGCAGCGCACGGCAAGCACAACGUCAACACAGGAGCCAGUUACUACAGAGACACCAAGAUCACAUACCACGGUGUAGAGGCCUUCGACAUGUCCUCUUUUGACCUCAGCCCCUUCUUCUACUCAGCCGCUAAGUUCAUCAGGAGUGGCAUGGACACACCAGGAGCUAAGGUGUUGGUCCACUGCGCCAUGGGCUUGAGUCGCUCCUCCACGCUGGUGCUGGCCUACCUGAUGAUCCACGAGAACAUGACCCUACCGAACGCCAUCAAGGCCGUGGCCGAGAACAGGAACAUCUGCCCCAACUCCGGCUUCCUGGAGCAGCUUCGACAGCUGGACCAAGAGCUGCACAGCCAGAGGAGAGCAGAGAGCAGCAUAAUGAACGAGGACGACAACACAAAGAGAGGCGAGCCGCACUACACACCUCCGACCAUCUCCGAGCCGCUUGGCAUACUCCUGAAGAACAGACGCCCAACUGGCCCCUUCAAUGAAGUCUGGCCCGGGGUCUACAUCGGAGAUGCCUCAAUGCCUGGCAAGAAGAUCAAGCUUCCCAAAGCGCCCGCACCCGAGCCGGAGGCGGAGUACGAGACGCCGGGAGGCUACGAGCUGGAGAAGCACCUGACCCACGGCAGCGUCGCCUACACAAACGUCAAUGAAGUCUGGCCCAACGUCUACAUCGGGGAUGAGCAAACAGCCAAGGAUCGUCACUACAUGCAGAAGAAGGGCAUCACCCACAUCCUGAAUGCGGCUGAGGGGACGUGGAACAGCGUGGACACGGGGGCAGACUACUACAGCGGCAUGAAUAUUGACUAUUAUGGGAUAGUAGCCGAGGACAUCCCCUCAUUCGACCUGAGUGUGCACUUCUACCCCGCUGCGGAGUAUAUCGACCAUGUCCUAAGCAAUCCAGAGAACAAACUCCUGGUACACUGCGUCAUGGGAAGGAGUCGGUCAGCCACACUCUUCCUGGCGUACCUCAUGAUCAACAAGAACAUGACUGUGGUAGACGCCAUUGACAAAGUGAAGAGUUACAGGCGCAUCAUUCCCAACUGGGGUUUUUUGAAACAGCUCCGGGAACUGGAUAUGAGUCUCCACGAGCAGCGAAAAGGAGGGAGGGAAAGCAGGUGUGAAGGGGAGAUGGACACCAAGGGAUCUCCUGAGACGGCAAACAGUGAUGGGGAGAAAACAUAGGGAAUACAGUUAUUCCAAAACCUCCUUCUCGG
Messenger RNA from Clupea harengus (Atlantic herring), 1793 nucleotides. Its product is annotated as dual specificity phosphatase 29. Gene Ontology annotation, biological process: negative regulation of MAPK cascade; protein dephosphorylation. Lineage: Eukaryota; Metazoa; Chordata; Actinopteri; Clupeiformes; Clupeidae. Gene Ontology annotation, cellular component: cytoplasm. The record is from RefSeq and is a predicted model, not a curated record. Gene Ontology annotation, molecular function: protein tyrosine/serine/threonine phosphatase activity; MAP kinase phosphatase activity.